CAUCACUCGUUGUUUCGAUUGUAGAGACCGGAUGGCUGCAGCAUGGGCUCCUUCAUGUCUGCACGUGUCCGCUGGGUCCCUGACGAGGAGCGCACUCAUUGUGCUGACUGCGGGAAGAAGUUCUCCCUCCUUGUCCGCCGGCACCACUGCCGACGGUGCGGAGACAUCUUCUGCAAACAAUGCGCCAAUGUGUUCCGCAAGAUCCCUGAACUCGAGGUGACAGAGAUGGUUCGGGUGUGCAACCGUGGCUGCGACAUUGCCUACGAUGACGGCGUGUACUCGUCGGUCGGAUCUGCCGUGCCUGCUCGGACUGCAUCGCCGGUAUCCUCGGUGGGCAAGUCGAAGAAAAAGAGCAAGAGCAAGGCUGUUACAUCAUCGUCCGAUCUCGACUUUGGUGGCCUUUAGCUCGUCUGGCGUUGCCCGGCUCGCGCGCUCGAGUGCACCUGCUUGCCUCGCCGCACACGUCGCUGCUUAAAACAACAUGACCUCGACGCCUGUGGUCGUUCUUUUACGAGUCGGCGCCGCAGACACCGCAGACGCCACCGUUGACAUCGACGACAGCGCAUCCACCGCAGACGCCGCAUCGCCAGGCGAUGGCGGCGGCGUCGACGACCGUAGCGCCGGUGGCGAUGCAGACCUCAAACGAGCGGUCGCACGAGUUGCAGGACGAGGCCCACGGCGCUGUGCUCGCCCCGCACCCUCCACAGCUUGUCGGCUUGGCCCGCCGGUCGCGCGGCGCGUUACGCUUGAAGACCUCCACCGCCAGCCGCUCGUAUGCCUCGUCAUUGGCGCCGAGGCUCUCGAGCUUGAUAAACGCCAGCGAAGCUU
Thecamonas trahens ATCC 50062 is the source of this 828-nucleotide messenger RNA. RefSeq lists its product as uncharacterized. The transcript is spliced from 3 exons. Gene Ontology annotation, molecular function: metal ion binding. The coding region runs from base 43 to 405 and encodes 120 amino acids. The record is from RefSeq and is a predicted model, not a curated record. Lineage: Eukaryota; Apusomonadida; Apusomonadidae.